AAAAGAAGAAAGCGUGCUACAGCAGCAGUUAAAUAGGGCAAUGAAGAAGAAUUAACAUGACGUUGUUAGCUAAUUUCUAGCGAAGGCGGUCUGCGAAACUGCGUCGAUCAAUAGAGAAUGUAGUUGGUUGGCACUAGACACUUGCAGAGGGGUUACGAGCACUUCUUGGAAGAGGGGUCCUCGUAUAAUAGGAGAUAGAAUUUGAUUGGUUAAUAAACCACACAGAAUUCAACAUGGCUUACGUUACUUAUUGGCCGUAAAUUCGUAGCAAUCAAUAUCUGAAUUUAAUUAAUCUAUUUUUCUGUAUGUGUUUGGUGUUUGCUUUCAAUUUGUUCACUGUAUGUUCUUCAUUAAAAUUUAUCAGCAAACAAAGCAAAUAAACAAAGGAUGAAGUUAUUUUCGUGGGGGUCAAACAGCCAUGGGCAACUGGCUCAAGGGCAGCCAGAUGAUCUCAAUGUCCCUACUGAAAUUGUACAAAACACUUGUUCAUUUGAAGACAUUUCAUCUAUUACUGGAGGUGGUGGUCAUUCUUUACUAGUCUCCAAGAAUGGAAUUGUAUAUUCUUCUGGUGCCAUUGGUAAGGAAGAAUGUUGUCAAGAUGACAAAAUGCAUAAUACAUUCCUUAAAGUCAGUGGCCUUUCAUCUUAUAAAAUAACACAAGUUACAGCUGGCUGGGACUUCUCUAUAGCACUUACAGAUGAAGGUCGUGUAUUCACAUGGGGAUCUAACACUUUUGGUCAGCUUGGAGUCACUGGUACUCUUAAGUCACUUCUCCCAGUUGAAAUAUCCAUCAACGCAGAAGACAGUGAUAGUGAGAGAGACAGAUCAUGUAUGGUUACCCACAUUGUGGCAGGAAUGAGGCACAGCAUGGCUUUGACAAUUUCAGGUGAUGUUUUCGUUUGGGGUGCUGGAAGAAGAGGUCAACUGGGACUUAAAAACUCUGAGAAACUACCAACCAAACAAGAGAAGCCAAAAAAAUUGAAUAGCAUCUCUGGUGUACAGUCUUUGGUUGCUGGAGCUUUUCACAGUGGAGCUUUAUUAAAAGAUGGCAGCAUUUGUGUUUGGGGCUGUAAUAAAUAUGGCCAAAGUACAAACAUGGAAGUGAAGAUGUUAACAGAACCUUAUAAAAUUUCUUCCUGCCAAUUCCCACUAAGUGAAAAUGAUAUUAUCCAAGAAUUACAUAGUGGUUGGUCUCAUUUCCUAGUUUUGACAGAAAGACACCAAGUAAUUAGUUGGGGCCGUUGUGACUAUGGACAAUUAGGUAGGCCUACAGAUCUUACAUACAAAAACUGUGAUCCAAAACCUUACAUUGUGGAAGAUCUAGGCUUAAAAGUUAAACAGUUAUGCUGUGGAGCAGAACACAACUUAGCACUUUUAGAAUGUGGCUCGUUAGUUUGUUGGGGAUGGAACGAACAUGGCAUGUGUGGUAAUGGAAAUGAAAUCAAUCAACUGAGACCCACCAAAGUACAACUUCCUGAAAAACCUUCCAUCCUUUUGACUGGAGCUGGUACUGGACACUCUUUUGCUCUUUGUUCAAAUUAACAUUUCAGUCAAUAUUUACAAAUUUCCCAAAAAUGUUAAGGAGUUAAUAUGAAAAACUUUUGUACACUGAGAGAGAAACUUUGUGUUAAAAGAAAGACAAGUAAUAAAUAGGUAUAAAGCCAAUUUAUUACACGAUAAAGUUGAUAUAUUUUUUUUAAACAAUGCUGGCAACAAGGCUGACUGAUAGUAAAAUAUAUAAGCAAUAAAGCAACUUUUCAUUUC
Octopus bimaculoides (California two-spot octopus) is the source of this 1764-nucleotide messenger RNA. RefSeq names its product secretion-regulating guanine nucleotide exchange factor. The record is from RefSeq and is a predicted model, not a curated record. Lineage: Eukaryota; Metazoa; Mollusca; Cephalopoda; Octopoda; Octopodidae.